Molecule: messenger RNA, 1807 nt
Organism: Mastomys coucha (southern multimammate mouse)
Lineage: Eukaryota; Metazoa; Chordata; Mammalia; Rodentia; Muridae
Gene: Hsd17b7
Product: hydroxysteroid 17-beta dehydrogenase 7
Exons: 9
Coding region: 116-1120 (334 amino acids)
Biological process (GO): cholesterol biosynthetic process
Cellular component (GO): endoplasmic reticulum membrane
Molecular function (GO): 5-alpha-androstane-3-beta,17-beta-diol dehydrogenase (NADP+) activity; 3-beta-hydroxysteroid 3-dehydrogenase (NADP+) activity; estradiol 17-beta-dehydrogenase [NAD(P)+] activity
Source: RefSeq, a predicted model, not a curated record
AGGUGGGGCCUGGCCGAGCCUUGAUUGGUCGGGGUGCGCGUGGUGGCGGAACCCGGUUCAGGUGAGAGCUGCUGAGAGCCCAGGUGCCGAUCAACUCCGCUGCAGGGCGUGGAAGAUGAAGAAGGUGGUUUUGAUCACCGGGGCGAGCAGUGGCAUUGGUCUAGCCCUUUGCAGUCGGCUGCUGGCGGAAGACGAUGACCUUCACCUGUGUUUGGCGUGUAGGAACCUGAGCAAAGCAAGAGGCGUUCGAGAGACCCUGCUGGCCUCUCACCCCUCCGCAGAGGUCAGCAUCGUGCAGAUGGAUGUCAGCAGCCUGCAAUCGGUGAUCCGGGGUGCAGAGGAAGUCAAGCAAAGGUUUCAAAGAUUAGACUACUUAUAUCUGAACGCUGGAGUCAUGCCUAAUCCCCAGCUGAACCUCAAAGCGUUUCUCUGCAGUAUCUUUUCAAGAAAUGUGAUUCAUGUGUUCUCCACAGCGGAAGGACUUUUGACCCAGAAUGAUAAGGUCACUGCUGAUGGCUUCCAGGAAGUGUUUGAAACCAAUCUCUUUGGCCACUUUAUCCUGAUUCGGGAACUGGAACCGCUUCUCUGCCACGGGGACAGCCCCUCUCAGGUCAUCUGGACAUCUUCUCGCAAUGCAAAGAAGGAUAACUUCAGCAUGGAGGACAUCCAGCACACCAAAGGCCACGAACCCUACAGCUCUUCCAAAUAUGCUGCCGACCUCCUGAAUGUGGCUUUGAACCGGAAUUUCAACCAGAAGGGUCUGUAUUCCAGUGUGACAUGCCCAGGUCUCGUAAUGACCAAUAUGACGUAUGGAAUUCUGCCUCCCUUUAUCUGGAAGUUACUUCUACCGGUGAUGUGGCUCCUUCGCUUUUUUGCGAAUGCGUUCACUAUGACACCGUACAAUGGAGCAGAGGCACUGGUGUGGCUUUUCCACCAAAAACCGGAGUCUCUCAAUCCUCUGACCAAGUACCUGAGCGCCACCACGGGAUUCGGGACUAAUUAUGUCGAGAGCCAAAAGAUGGACAUAGAUGAAGACACUGCUGAAAAAUUCUACGAGUCCUUACUGGAGCUGGAAAAGGGUGUCAGGAUCACCAUUCAGAAAUCAGAUCACCCCAGCUGAUGGCGACAUUUCCCGGAACAUCCCGUCCGUACCUCAGUAUGCUCUGGCGCACGUGACUUUCUAUCGUGCUGGGUGAAACAUGUUUGUAGUAAACCAUAAGCCACGAUGAUGUCUCCUCCUACCUUUCAGAAUGACCUCCAAGACUGUGUGUGUGCACAUGUGUGCAGGCGUGUGCACACACAUGUGAGCAAGGAGUGACAAAGUAGAGGGACAAACUAAAUACCCUCCCGAGCAGUGUCCUGUUGGAGCUGCUCACGGCUUCCUGCAGAGCAUCCUCCUAUAGCUUUCUGCCACCUGGAGCCCAGUAGUUUUGACUUGUGUGAUGGGGACACAGUACAGCCUGCACCUUCUUUUAGUCUCAGCAGGGAGGGGCAGUGCCACUGGGUAGGACUUCUACUUCUUUGUCUUUUCUCCAUGAUCCCCCCCCCCCUUUUUUUAAAAAAUUCUCUUUACGUUCUCCUUCAUAUGCUGCUUCAGAUAACCUUAUUCAUUGUCCAUCCACGUGACCCCAUAUGACCAUCCACGCAGUCAUUUUCAAGAGCAAAGUAUGAAGGUGUUUGGGCCACAAGCAUUAUUUCUGGUCUUUAAUUAACAUCUGCAGAUGUAUUCAUUAUGAACGGCUUAUUGUCGUGAUCAUAUUUCACUGGGAUUAAACUUAUAGCAAAAAAUUAUUUCUUCGUGUUUCAA